UGUGACCUCAAAAAAUCACCUUUCCUUUUGUCUUUGUGAUUGGAAUAAUACUAGUGGUACCUAUCUGAGGUUAUUAUUAUUAUUGUGAGAACUCAAUUAAAAACACACGCGGAAUAGUUUCUGGCACACUGUAAGCCCUAGAUUUGCUAUACGUAGGUGUAGAUACCGGAGUCAAAACUCGUUAGCUUCGGCCUGCUGUCGUCCGAUUACUGGGUUUGACUGUACUUAUUGCAAGAGAUUAUUAAACAAAACACGAAGUUGUAGUAUUAUUAGAAAAGUAAUGAGACAUCUGAAUGUUUGGAAAACAGUGGAAUUGGGCUGAUUACUGAAGCUUAUUUUCUCAGUCCACGGAAAUUUUUACAUUUUGACUUUUUUCUUACAAUGACUUCCUUUCACAAAUUACUGACUGGCACUUACAUUCAUAGAAACUUCCUGAAGCCAAGGGCUGCCUUGCAUCCAUUUAUAGGUGUUCACUUUGUACACUGUUCUUCCAGUCCUCUUCAGAAACAAGAGGCUCCUGUUGACAGAGUCUCCCAGCAAAGGAAGACUGAAGAGAGUUUACAAGAGGGUCACCACAAAGAGGUUGCUUUGGAUAUAACUUCUCCUGACAAGAAACCUGAAGUUAGUUUUGAUAAAGCAAUUAGAGAUGAAGCAAUAGAACAUUUAAAGCUUUUGAAAGAUGAAAUUAUGGCUCAUUGGAUAGGUCCAGAAGGCCGCCCAAUACAAGAGGUCAUAAUGGAGCAAGCCAGGGUUGUCUGGCAGUUUCGUGGAAAAGAAGAUUUGGAGAAGUGGAUAGUGACUUCUGAUAAGACAAUUGGAGGCAAAAGUGAAAUAUUCUUGAAAAUGGCCAAGAACAACCAAAGUGCCCUGCUCUAUGGGACGCUGAGCUCUGAGGCACCUCAAGAUGGAAAAAGUACCCAAAGUGGGUACUGUGCAAUAGUAUCCAAGAUUCCAAUGGGGGCUUUUGUGAGGAGGCGGUCUUACGAUUGGUCCCAGUUCAACACUCUGUAUCUCCGAGUCCGUGGGGAUGGCCGGCCUUGGAUGGUGAAUAUCAGGCAAAACACAGAAUUUCUCCAGAGAAAAAAUCAGAUGUACAGUUACUUCAUGUUCACUCGUGGGGGGCCCUACUGGCAGGAAGUCAAGAUUCCUUUCUCCAAAUUUUUUUUCUCCAAUCAAGGAAGGGUGCGAGAUUUCCAGAGGCCACUUAUAGUUGACAAGAUCUCUUCUAUAGGACUCACCCUGGCAGAUAAGGUGGAUGGACCAUUCUUCCUGGAAAUAGAUUUUAUUGGUGUGUUUACUGAUCCAGCCCAUACAGAAGAACUUGCUUAUGAGAGUUCUCCAGCUGUUAACCCAGAUCUUUUCAGAUAGAGAACUGGGGCAGAUUUGAGUAACACUGAGUACUGGUCACAAAUACAAAAUAAAGCCUUUCUGUCUGCCA
Molecule: messenger RNA, 1438 nt
Organism: Peromyscus eremicus (cactus mouse)
Lineage: Eukaryota; Metazoa; Chordata; Mammalia; Rodentia; Cricetidae
Gene: Ndufaf1
Product: NADH:ubiquinone oxidoreductase complex assembly factor 1
Exons: 5
Coding region: 382-1368 (328 amino acids)
Biological process (GO): mitochondrial electron transport, NADH to ubiquinone; mitochondrial respiratory chain complex I assembly
Cellular component (GO): mitochondrion
Source: RefSeq, a predicted model, not a curated record